UAAUAUAUUAAAUCAUUUUCCUAUCCUUUUCGGUAGUGUUCAGAAGUAUAAACUAUUCUUUUAUUCAAAAUUGUAAGUAGCUUUUGGAAACUUGAAAUGACUGAUAGGCAGCUCGGAAGACUUCUGAUGAACUCCAUAGAUGCCAUGGGUGGAUCCGCUUCAAUGGAAGUGAUCCUGCGCUCAUUGAGCACGGUCACCGGAACCAAGGCCCUGGAACUAGUGGACCAGGUGGACAACCUCAUAGGACAGUACAUAGAGAGGGGGCUGAUCCGUAGGCUAAACGGAUUGUACCACAUUGUCGAGGGGGCACCAAAGGAAAUUUUCGAUUUUUACGCUUAGGAAUGAUAAAAUAGAG
Messenger RNA from Drosophila biarmipes, 355 nucleotides. RefSeq lists its product as uncharacterized. The record is from RefSeq and is a predicted model, not a curated record. The transcript has a single exon. NCBI's taxonomy places the organism in Eukaryota, Metazoa, Arthropoda, Insecta, Diptera, Drosophilidae. The coding region runs from base 97 to 339 and encodes 80 amino acids.